AACUCCCUCUGGGCUGCAACGUAAAAUUUCACCGUCCGACCUUCUCUUCUGAUUUGAAGUAGCGUUGGUCAUAGCUUAUCAUUUCCUAAUCGCCGCUCGUCGGUCCCGAAGGAACAAUCCACCCUCCCCGCGCACAUCAGCUUCGACACACAAGCCAACUUUACCCUCACCUCUUCUCACCUCUCACACCACCCCAUCAUGCCACAACCAUUGAGUUCUAAGGACGCAUCCUUAUUCCGCCAGGUGGUUCGCCACUAUGAGAAUAAACAACACAAGAAGGGUAUCAAAACCGCGGAGCAGAUUCUUCGGAAAAACCCCAAUCAUGGCGAUACCCUGGCGAUGAAGGCAUUGAUAAUGAGCAAUCUGGGUCAGCAAGAAGAGGCUUUUGCGCUGGCCAAGGACGCUCUCAAGAACGACAUGAAAUCGCACAUUUGCUGGCAUGUUUACGGAUUGCUAUAUCGAGCGGAGAAGAACUACGAGGAGGCAAUUAAGGCAUACAGAUUCGCAUUGAGAAUUGAACCCGAGUCUCAGCCGAUCCAACGCGACCUGGCCCUGCUUCAGAUGCAAAUGCGGGAUUACCAGGGGUAUAUCCAGAGCCGAAGCACUAUGCUCCAGGCUCGACCCGCUUUUCGACAGAACUGGACCGCUUUGGCUAUCGCACACCACUUAGCAGGAGACCUGGAAGAGGCGGAGAAGGUGUUGACGACGUACGAGGAGACACUGAAAUCUACGCCGCCCCUCUCCGACAUGGAACACUCGGAGGCCGUAUUGUACAAAAACAUGAUUAUGGCAGAGGCAGGCAAGCUUGAGAAGGCCUUAGAGCAUCUCGAGGCCGUGGGACACAGGAUUACGGAUGUGCUGGCCGUUAUGGAGAUGAAGGCGGACUAUCUUCUGCGCCUUGACAGGAAGGCUGAAGCGGAGGCUGCGUACACCGCCCUUCUUGAUCGCAACCCCGAGAACUCGACUUAUUAUGAUGCUCUGAUCAGAGCUAAAGGUAUUCCCGACAGCGACCACAAGGCUCUAAAGGCUGUGUAUGACUCUUGGGUGGAGAAGAACCCCCGAGGCGAUGCCCCUCGUCGAAUUCCCUUGGACUUCUUGGAGGGCGACGAUUUCAAGCAAGCUGCUGAUGCUUACUUGCAGCGUAUGCUCAAGAAAGGUGUUCCCUCGCUCUUUGCGAACAUCAAGUCCCUGUACUCCAACACAUGGAAACGUAACACGGUUCAGGAGCUGGUGGAAGGCUAUGUUUCUGUACCUCAGUCGAACGGCUCUGCGGAGGGUGAGACGAACGGCGACAACACGGAUUUCCUUUCUUCCUCCCACUAUUUCCUUGCGCAGCACUACAACUAUCACCUCAGCCGCAACUUGACCAAGGCCACGGAACAUGUCGACAAGGCUAUCGAGCUGGCUCCUAAAGCCGUAGAAUAUCAGAUGACUAAGGCCAGGAUAUGGAAACAUUAUGGUAAUCUCGAGAAAGCGGCGGAGGAGAUGGAGAAGGCUAGAAAGUUGGAUGAGAAGGAUCGUUACAUCAAUUCCAAGGCUGCCAAGUAUCAACUUCGCAACAAUAAUAACGACAAGGGACUUGAGAACAUGAGCAAGUUUACUCGGAAUGAGACUGUUGGUGGUGCAAUGGGUGAUCUUCAUGAGAUGCAGUGUGUCUGGUAUUUGACUGAGGACGGCGAGGCAUAUCUGCGCCAGCAGAAACUUGGACUUGCGCUCAAGCGCUUCCACGGGGUAUACAAUAUCUUUGACACCUGGCAAGAGGACCAGUUCGACUUUCAUAGCUUCUCAUUGAGGAAGGGCAUGAUUAGAGCAUAUGUCGACAUGGUUCGCUGGGAGGAUCGACUGCGCCAGCAUCCCUUCUACACUCGCGUGGCCCUUUCCGCCAUCAAGGCGUACCUGCUCCUCCAUGAUCACCCAGAUCUUGCUCAUGGUCCGUUGCCCAACGGUGCUGGCGGUAAUGUCGAUAGUGCUGAGCGGAAGAAGGCUCUUAAGAAGGCCAAGAAGGAACAAGAGCGACUGGAAAAGAUUGAGGCCGAUAAGAUAGCAGCACGGAAAGCAGCAAGCACCAAGGGUGGUGAUGGUGAAGUGAAGAAGGAGGACCCUGAUCCGCUUGGCAACAAGCUCGUCCAGACUCAGGAUCCGCUCAAGGAGGCCACGAAGUUUUUGACUCCGCUCCUCGAGUUCAGCUCUAAUAACAUUGAAGCCCAAAACCUUGGAUUUGAGGUCUAUCUUAGGAGAGGUAAAUAUGCACUUGCGCUCAAAUGCCUCUCGGCAGCUCAUGCAAUUGAUCCUUCCAACCCCACCCUUCAUAUUCAACUCCUUCGUUUUCGCAAGGCACUGGACAGCCUCUCCGAGCCACUGCCAGCUCAAGUGGCUGAGGUGGUGAAUUCCGAAUUUGAGACUCUUCUUCCAAAGGCCCAGAAGCUUGAAGAGUGGAACGAGUCUUAUCUUUCGACGCACAAGGACAGCGCUCCCCACACACAUGCCGCCCUGACAUGCCGCCACCUACUGAAUGCCGAGUCAAAGGCACAGUGUGAAAAGGAUCUUACCGCAACCCUCGAGUCGCAGGUUGAAACUAUUGAAACAGCUCUUGCCGGUCUGCAAUUGUUGGACAGGUGGGGCAGUGACCAGGCUGCAAAGACCGCUUACGCCGAAAAGGCCAAGAGCAAGUGGCCUGAGUCGUCGGUGUUCCAGCUGAGUUAAGAGAUGAAAUCGUUGGGGCAAGGCUACCACCAAACUUUCUCUCUUCCAUUACCUUCCAACAACAGGGAAUAUUCUCUAGUUGAGUUGGUUUUCCAAAUCUGAGUAUAGAAGUCAAGAUAUUUACGGCCUAAAUUAAGAUGGAGAUGGAGUUAAACUGCUAUAGCAACGAAAAAGAAACAAGCCGCUCGAAUCUAUUGAUACAACCUAUCAAUCUAUCUGAACGCGUGGAGAUGAUGUACCAGUACUAGUAUAGCUGAG
Aspergillus alliaceus is the source of this 2961-nucleotide messenger RNA. RefSeq names its product peptide alpha-N-acetyltransferase complex A subunit NAT1. Gene Ontology annotation, cellular component: cytoplasm; NatA complex. NCBI's taxonomy places the organism in Eukaryota, Fungi, Ascomycota, Eurotiomycetes, Eurotiales, Aspergillaceae. The record is from RefSeq and is a predicted model, not a curated record. Gene Ontology annotation, biological process: N-terminal peptidyl-methionine acetylation. The coding region runs from base 199 to 2703 and encodes 834 amino acids. The transcript is spliced from 3 exons. Gene Ontology annotation, molecular function: protein-N-terminal amino-acid acetyltransferase activity; protein binding.